AUGAUGUCCGGUGGGAGCUACACGAGCAUCGAUCACCAGAAAGUCUCUGGAUCUGUACCUGCCGUUUCAGAUCCUGGCCAUGUCACCGUCAAAUUCGCAGAGUCAAAUCUACAAACGUUUCCUCCAUCUGCAACUCAGGGGAAGAUCUCUGGUGGCACUAAUCCCCCUCGAGAUGCUGACGAUACAUUUUCUAGGCCAGUGAACGGUACUGAUGAACCUCAGUCUGGUGGUUGGCUCCAUAGAUUCACUGUUGGUGCUUACAAGCCUUACUUUGACGUAGACACCAGGGAUGUCGUAGAGAGACUCAAAGAAUCGCUCUUUCCUUUCAGAGGAACGUUUACAGAGAAGACAGCCAACAACCCUGAUCUGUACGGGCCAUUCUGGAUAUGCACAACCUUGAUCUUUGUAGCAGCAUCCAUAGGAACAUUUGUUACAUACAUAGCUCACAAAUGGAAGAAACAAGAAUGGAACUACGACAUUAAUCUGGUGACUUGGUCUGCGGGAGUGUUCUACGGCUAUGUAACCGUUGUCCCUCUCGCAUUAUAUGUCGUUCUUAAGUACUUCUCUGCACCGUCAGGCCUAGUCCAACUCUUCUGCCUCUACGGAUACUCUCUCUUCAUCUUUAUCCCUGCACUGUGUCUCUCUGUCGUCCCAUUAGAGAUCUUCAGAUGGGUGCUUGCGGGUUUAGCUGGAUUCAUGUCUGCUACAUUUGUGGCUUUGAACCUCAAAGCACAUAUUAACUCUGCGGGAGAGAGAUGGUUCUUGAUUGUGGUCAGCAUUUUUCUUCUGCAGCUCGCGCUUGCCGUCGUGCUUAAGCUGUAUCUCUUCACUGUCACUGUAUAA
Thlaspi arvense is the source of this 843-nucleotide messenger RNA. The record is from the annotation of a GenBank genome assembly. NCBI's taxonomy places the organism in Eukaryota, Viridiplantae, Streptophyta, Magnoliopsida, Brassicales, Brassicaceae.